This is a messenger RNA of Diversispora eburnea, 1766 nucleotides long. The record is from the annotation of a GenBank genome assembly. Lineage: Eukaryota; Fungi; Glomeromycota; Glomeromycetes; Diversisporales; Diversisporaceae.
AUGACUAAGUUUUCACGAGCAACUCCUGUUGUAAACUCUAUCACUACAUCAUUAUUCUCUUCGCGAGUCUCUCCUAGAAAAUUUAUAAUUGCCGCACAAUACUCUUCACGAGUAACUACUACUUCUAGAAGUAUUAUAAUGCAAGGUUUACCAACAAGAACAAUAAUUAAGAACAUCAAAAGAAUAAAUGAAUACAAUAAUGUUUGUUUUACUACGUCUGCUGUCUCUCUUAAUGAUCCUUUCGGUUCCUCUCAGUAUGGUUCUCCUAAAACUGCUGCUACACCCCCUCCUAUUAAUACAAAUCAAAGUCAAUCUACUGCUCCUCCUCAACAAGCUGAAAAGCCUAUAGCAGUAACAAAUGUUCAACCACAACCAAAACAAGGUCAAAAUGAUCCUUUUGAUUUGGGAGGUUUUCAUGCAGAUAAACCUUUUAAAUCAAAAGUAGAUCCAAAUGCACAAAAAUGGAUAGGUAGAAAAUCAAAUAUUCCAGAAGCCGAAUUCUUUGAUGUGAAAAAAAGUGGCCAAAAUAUGCCUAGAGAUACGAGAAAUUUUUCAUAUAAAGAUAACGCAAGGCCCACCUUUAACAGUAACUUUUCCAGUGCACCAUCACUACCCUUUGAUGAUUUUCAAAAACUGGUUGACGCUGUUGCUGAGCAUGGCUCAAAUGAUUGGAAAUACAUAUCAAAAGUAGUUUUUGAAGAUGCUUACCCUCCUGAAACUUUGUCCGCUAAAUGGCAACAAUCAGUUCAAAAAUUUGGCAACAGCUUUUGGACUACAAAAGAAAUUAAAAAACUCUCCGAUGCUGUACAAUCAGUUGGCGAAGAUUGGGGAAAAAUUUCAGUCGAUGUGUUCGAUAAUACAAGAACACCAGUUCAAUGCGAAUCAAAGUGGUUAAGACUUAAUGGAAAAACAUGGGAAUCGCGUUCAUCUCGAGAUUACUCACAAAGAGAUUACCCACAAAAAGAUUAUUCUUACUCUUCACAACGUGGUAGUUUUAAUGGACCUUUUCAAAAAGGUCCUGCAGAAUGGACCGAAGAAGAUACUCGUACUCUUAUUGAAGCAGUAGAUAAACAGGGUUCAAAUUGGGAUUUAAUCGCUGAAAAAUACUACGCUGGCAAACAAAAUGUCUGGAAUCUACAAGUAAAAUGGGUUGGUUUGGUUACUUCGAAAAUUAACGAAUUUCUUAAAAUGAAAAAGGAUUCUCAAGAUGAAACGAAAUCUAAGCAAUUUGAACUUCCUAAAGAAAUUAGCUCCGAACAAAGACCAAUCGUUCUGGCUCAAAUGUUCGGAAAUCAAUGGUCAAACUUUGUUCAAGUAUUGGGACAGCGUUUCGUGAAACUUGAUAUUAAUUACUCGAGUCCUCAAGAAUUACCUUGGACUAAAGAGGAGAAUGAUAAACUUUUUGCCACCAUAAAAGAGCACGGAUUUGAUUGGAAAAAAAUUUCUGAAGCUCUGCCAAAUCGUUCAGAACAAUUUUUACGUGAAAGAGCAGGUGGAACAACUUUAUGGACUCGAGAUGAAAUGAUCAAGUUUGAAGAAGGUUACGCCAAACAUCAAAAUGACUGGACAGCUGUUGCUACUUUUGUUAAUACAAAAGCACCCGGUCAAUGUUGGGCUUUCUGGAAAACAACUACAGGAGCCGACGUAUUGGAAGGGAAUACAGAUAAAAUAUCUGAUACGAAGGUUCAUCGCGUCGGAGUUAAAGUGACUUACCCGGAUUCUAAAACUGAAGAAAUGACAUUUGUCCGUUAUAGUACUAGUGAUGC